Messenger RNA from Hyla sarda, 8234 nucleotides. RefSeq names its product ankyrin repeat and LEM domain containing 2 (gene ANKLE2). Gene Ontology annotation, biological process: negative regulation of phosphorylation. Gene Ontology annotation, cellular component: endoplasmic reticulum. The transcript has 13 exons. The record is from RefSeq and is a predicted model, not a curated record. NCBI's taxonomy places the organism in Eukaryota, Metazoa, Chordata, Amphibia, Anura, Hylidae. Bases 558 to 3404 code for a protein of 948 amino acids. Gene Ontology annotation, molecular function: protein phosphatase 2A binding.
CGAAUUUGGAGUCAGUAGCAUGUGUGUGAGGCGGGUGUGGUGCUAAGGCUGACUGGUAGACAACGUGCAAGUAAUACUGGUGAAGAAAGAGACGCCCAGGCCUGAGAGUGACCGUCAGACACACUGGGAGAUGAGGAGACGGCGGUAGACGCUGUAGAGGAGGAUUAGAGCUGCAGGAUAUUGAGAAGUCAGGCAGGGUGUGGAGUGUGCACAUGAGCAGAGCUCUAGUAUCGCGGAAGAAUAAGCGGCGUAGAUAAGUAGUCCCGGAGAUAGCGGGUCACUAGUGGUGUGUAGUUGGACGUGAUAGUAGUAGGCUCCUCCCAUACUAGCGGUUCUAGGUCAGCCCGGGGUACCACUGAGCACAGUAUCACUGAUAUACUCUGAGGGGAAUGAAGUGCCGCCGCCUGUGGCUGAAGACUGUACUGUGGAUGUAAACAGCGCGUCUGAGAGGACGUGUGUAGAGCGCCCCUAGCGAAGCGUCCCACAUAGUGCAGGCAGACUGCUGCGGGGAGUGUCCAUCCAAAAACUCCGAAAACUUGCAGACGGUUCUCCGAGCGAUGUUUCCCCCCGAGAUCGUGUCCGGAUGGGACAUCUCCGUGGCGUGCUCCGUGCUCCUGGCCUGUGUGCUGGUGACGCUGGGCUGGCUCUUCCACCUGGUGGAGCGGAGAUUCUGGAGACAGUCCGAGCCGCCUAGCAUCCCUCCACAGCCCGGCCUGCUGGAUACUCUGCUAGUUAAACGGAGUAUGGAGCAGAUUUUAAGCAAUUUGAAGCUGCUAGAUCCAGAUGAGCUACGAGUAGAAAUAUUAAAAGCAGGAUUAAAGUGUGGACCUAUCACCUCAACCACUAGAUGUAUAUUUGAGAAAAAACUAGCUCGUACUUUACUGGAACAGCAAGGCGUAGAUGUGGAAACCUUCAGAUCAAAUGAUAAUCCCCAAAAUGAUUCUCAUGGCCUGCAGGCCAAAUACUCUGAAGACAGGGACUUUGGAUACAAUGUAGGUUUGAACCCUCCCAUAGAAGAGACCAUAUCCAGAAGAGACUUUGCUGCCAAUGGGGGUUUGGAAGCUGCUCACAUCUCUACACCUUUGCAUUCUGAUUACCCCCCGGUGUUCUAUGCAGUCUGCCCUGUGUAUGAUGAUGCAUCGGCCAGGAAUGAAAAGACUCACAUUUACACUGACAAAAAGGAAGCUCUACAGGUUGUAAAAAUGCUGAAAGGUUCUCGGUUCAAAGCGUUUCAAGCAAGAGAAGAUGCUGAAAAGUUUGCUACAGGCAUAUGUGACUAUUAUCCAUCACCCAAUAAAUCAUCCAUGUCCUUGUCACCUGUAAAACUUUCUUCUGGUCUUCUUAGAGAUGGAUUGUCUGCUCCAGAUGUUGAAAGCCUGAACAAGGAAAAAGCAAAUAGCUUUAAGAGCCCCAGGACACAAGACUUGACAGCUAAACUAAGAAAGGCUGUGGAAAAAGGAGAUCUGGCCACAUUUUCUGAUCUGAUAUGGAGCAAUCCACGUUAUCUUAUAGGGUCUGGUGACAAUCCAACUGUUGUCCAGGAAGGAUGUAGAUACAAUGUCAUGCAUGUGGCUGCUAAGGAAAACCAGGCUGGUAUCUGUCAACUUUUACUAGAUACUCUGGAGAACCCAGAAUUCAUGAGACUUAUGUACCCUGAUGAUGAUGAUGAGGUUAUGCUUCAAAAAAGGAUUAGAUACCUUGUUGACUUGUAUCUCAACACCCCUGAUAAAAUGGGAUUUGACACUCCACUUCAUUUUGCUUGCAAAUUUGGCAAUCCUGAUGUAGUUAAUGUGCUGUGCUCACAUCCUGAUAUUAUAAAGAACCCUAGGAACAAAUAUGACCAGACUCCGGAACAGGUCAUAUGUGAGCGAAACAAAAAUAAAUCACCAGAAUUUAAAGAAAAGAUUAGAGAAUACCUAAAAGGCCAUUGUUAUGUUCCUUUAUUGCGUGCUGAGGAUAACUCUUCAUUUCCUGUUAUUGGUGUACCAUGGUCACCUGAGCAGCCUGAUAUUCUUUCUCAGCCAAGGUAUUUUGGCAGCCCAAAAGAUCCAUUACUUACAGUGAGAGCUUUUGCUGGACCCAUGAGCCCUUCUAAGGCAGAUGAUUUUAGAAGGAUUUGGAAGACUCCACCACGGGAUAGGGCUGGAUUUUUUCAUAAUGUUAGGAAAACGGAUCCAGAGAGAGGCGAGGAAAGAGUUGGAAGAGAGCUUGCUCAUGAACUGGAUGUCCCAUGGGUGGAACAUUGGGAAUUUCUUGGCUGUUUUGUUGAUCUUUCUUCUCAGGAUGGUGUGGGGAAGCUUGAGGAAUAUCUUGGUAAAAGGGAAGCAAGUGAGCAGAUGCACCUAGAACAUGAUCAUGAGAUGUGCAACAAGUACAAGACUCCAUCUCCAGCAGGAAAAGGCAAAAAAAUCUGUAAUUCUGUUUCUGUUGGAGCAUUUUUAGAUGAUGAAGACGAUAUGAGUCUGGAAGAAAUAAAAAACCGUCAGAAUGCAGCCCUAAGAAAUAGCCUUCCAUUGACUUCUACUGAGACAAUCACAAUCCCAGAGUGCAUUAUGGAUGCAACACCUCUGCAAAGCAGUUGUCACAGUGAUGGGUCAAAGCGGGGCUGCUGCAGUCCAUUAAAUGACAAAGUUAUCCCACCUGGAGAACGUAGACGUCAGCAGUGUUUGGAGGAGGCAUUGUUGUCUCCUGUAUCCAAUCUCAUGGCAGAGUUUGAAAAACUUACAUUGAGUGGACUAAACGAAGCCAGUAAUGUAGAAUCUCCGUCAAACAACGGAUGUGCUAUGUCACAGAGAUUAAGUGAGAUGACUGUUUCCGAUACUGUAGAUCUUGACUCCAGCAGCCCUUCAACAAGGACAACAUCUUCUGAGUUAAUGCAGAUUGAUCACCAUGUGCCCAGUUUUAGCCAUCUGGACCAUCCUUUAUUUCCAGGGACCAGCAAUGAGGCAUUAUCAAAUUCCCAUUCAGGUUCUCCCAGCCAGCAACUGAUCAUGAAAACCCCAACAAAACACCAAAGUGAUAGGUUUCUGUUUCUUCUAGGGAAAGAGCCAACUAAGUUAGACAGUGAUGUGCUAUUAGCUAUAGAAAAUGUGGAAAUAGAUGCUCAGAAAUUCCCCAACGUUUCCAGAUGGAUGAAAUCAGUAUUGUUUUACUCCAGUACAGAACGACAAAGUUGGCCAAGCCCAGCAGUUGCAAGCGGAAAAUAUCGAUCGCAUAUGUUUGGUUGCAAUUCCCCUGGUGGUAAUGGAUUUUCCACUCCUGGAAGGAGCAGUCCCAUUCUGGGGAGCCCAGGCAAAUACAUGAACACAUCUGAUUAUUGCAGUCCUGGAAGGUAUAGCCCAGCAUAUGCCAGUCACAUACAACUUUUGCGGUUACGUCAUUUUUCAGACCACUCUGGCCUUUAAAGUUGUUUCCUAAUUCACACAUAACAAAUCAUUUGUCCCAAUACAUAAAACUGAACUGAGUGAAGAGCUGUCCAACAGUUGAUGCAGCACAUUGUUUUAAGAAUCGGACAUUGACAGUCGCAUCUGUCGCUGUAGAAAAGUCUGUGUCAACACUUGUUUAAGGUUUUGUAUGGUGAUGACCCUUUCCACUUUGCAAAAGAUGGAAAUCCUAGAUCAUGGUGUCUGAGCCUUCUUUUUUUUUGUAAAUCUUCAAUGUUUUAAAUAAAAAAAUAAAAAAUUAACUGUAGUCGUCACAGUCAGGAAAUGAACCAAUGAAUCUCAUUGGCACCUAUGUCUCUUAGUUUUAUAUGCCUAGUUAGUCACUAGCACUCAGCAAUAACAAGCAGUGUCUGACAUGUGUAGGGCUGUUCCAAGUUCACACCUGGAGCCUUGAUCCUUAAAGUGGUUAACCAGCAAUAGAAUAACGGCUAGUUUAAUAAAAAAAAACUGCAUCACGCCUGUAAUCACUUUGUAUGUGGUAUUACAACUUAGCUCCGUUGACUUCAAUUGAACUAAGCUGCAAUACCUCACACAACUUGAGGACAGGUGUGGUGUUUUUUGUGUGAAAAUAUGCUCUGUUUUUCUAAUCAUGGAUAACCCCUUUAAAUACUUGCACUAAUGCAGUGUUUUAAGCCCAAUACUUAUGCAUCUACGUUCUGUUAAGAGCAGAUUUCAUAAGUCCAUAUGGCUUUAGUGGCCAUUCUAUGUCUUAUUUACGGUGUUUUAAGUGUGUGACUAUUUGUCAUUCAGAAAUGCUUUACUUGGCUAAAACUUGGCUACUUUACUUGGCUAAAAAGGAUAAAGACAGUGUUUUAAAGUAUUGACCUAAUAUUGAACAUAGAAUAACUAGCAUCAAUUUACAGGGUUGGGUGAAGUUUGUUUAUACAAUUUUUUUUUUAUAUAUAUUUAUGUCCAGACCUUUGAACGCUCUAAAUGUUCAAAAUCAAUCAUAUAUAACAAUUGUUGCCAUAGUGCAUUGCUAAAUGGAAAGUUUCAAGAGUUUGUGUUACUGUCAAUUAACACAACUUUUGACAUGUCACAAGUUUUGAUUGGUCAGGGUCUACUUGUUUAGACUCCCACUGACUACUAGAAUAAGGAUUCCUCACAUUAGUCUCUACAGAUUUACUAUAGAAUCCAUUUCCUUCAGCAAAAUAUGAAGCCUGUCUCCUGCAGCAAGAUUUUGAGACUCCUUUUAGCAGUCUCUGGGGGUUAAACACCCAGACCCCCAACAGAUUAAAAGUUUUAAAGUGUUAAAUGGCAGUACCAUUUUUGGGGGUGGGGGUUAUGUUCAUCUUCUCUUCCAUACUGCAUUGUCAAUCUAGCGUCCUUUACAAUGAAGAGACUCUUUUUGAUAAACCUUAGGACUUGGCCAUAGAUGCAUUCCAAAAAUAUUACCAGUGUACUGCUGGUUAAGGCCUUAUGACCUGUUGUGUUCUGGUAACGUGUACAAUAACAGGAUAAAACAUGACACAGAAAUAUUGUAAUUUACUUGUCACUUUCAGUGUUUAAUACAAAGCUGUUUUGUAUGUUUAUAUGGAUAACAUUUUGUGGUUACAUUGACAAUUAUACAUAGAGACUAAAGUUCCGAAAUUUGGCUUUAAAUGUUCAUCUUAAAGGUGAUGGGAUUGAUGCCGAUGUCCAUAUUUAGACAGUCUUGUGUACAUCUUGAAAUCUGUUUUUCUGAUGUGACUAUACAUUCUAUCUUUUUGUUUGUGAGCAUAAAGAUUAAUGCUGCAAUAUGUUUAGAUAUUAUGUUAAAGAAAUGUCAUUACCUUUCUGGCAAAAACAGGAUUUGCACUAUUUAUGUCUCUUUGAUUUGUUACGUACAAGCUCCAAAUACAUUGGCCUAAGUUGACCUUUAUUUGUUAUGAACAAUAUUUUCAGUUUCUUUUUUAAUUAGAGAUUUGUUAAAAAAAAAAAAGUUUAGGUAUUAAACCUCAUACUUAAUCCAAAUAAUGCACAUCAUUUCCAAAAUCACAUUCAUGGCAGAUUUUCUGCCUGUAUAAUUUUACAAAAUUGUUUUCACUUAGCCUAAAGUAUAUGAAAAAAGAUUUUGCAAGGCUAAUGUGUCUUAGGUUCCAGUAAAAUAACAUAACAAAAUAGUGCAGCUUGCAGCAUUUUUGUCUGGUAAAAUACUGGACAUUGAAACAAAAACCUCAGAACAGACCCUAUUAAAGUCAAUGUGAACACGGCAUGUAGGGGAAGCUGCACUACCAUUUUCUUUUGUUCGGCUCCUAUUGUGAAUCGGUAAAUGGCACACCAGGCCCUAACUGGCUGCCGAUAUUAUUAGUGUUAACUCCACAUACAGCUAUAUGAACUCCUAUUAGGGCCAGAAGGAGCCAUAUACAGUUGUAACUGAACUGUUUCCACUGACUGUUGAUGGUCACUGAUACUUUAAAAGUUGGGACAUUGUAUUUUCAGUCUGCAUUAGGUACUAUGUAUUUUUGGCAGGAAAUAUGCAGACUUAGGGUGCGUUCACACGUGUGUAUUUUCUGCUGCAGAUUUUGCUACCUAUUGACGUCAAUGGCCAGUAAAAUUUGCAGCAGCAAAAAUAUGCACGUGUGAAAGUACCCUUAGGGUACAUUCAGAUGUACAUAAUUUUCUGCAGAAAUAUUUCUUUCUUUCUACCCAUUCACUUUAGUGUGUGUGCAGCAAAUGUUUUGCAGAUUUUCUGCUGUAGUGAUCUUACAGUGGAAAAUCUGCAGCAGAUUAUGUACACGUGAACGUUCUCUAAGGGUAGGGUCACACAUGUCGUAUUUUGCUACACCUUUGCUGCAAAGUAUUUUCCUGUCAAUUAAUAGCAAAAUCAGCUGCAGAAAAUACGCUAUAUCAUAGGAUAAAAGUAGUAUAUGACCAUACCUGUCAGAUUUUUGGUGGUUUCAGGCCAAUUUGUUUUGUGGGUUGUAAUACUGUACUUUCUGCUUGUACUAUGUUGCUCAGUGCUACAAGUUCCAGAAUACAUUACUUUACAUCAAUGGGUAGCAAAAUAAGCUGCAGAAAAUAUGCAGCAGAUCCUGUCCAUCUGAAUGUACCCUAAAAGUGGUUUUCCAGGCAAUUCUGAAAGACAAAUAUAUGCUUCCCUGUGUAUUCAAAGGGGUCCUCUGGUGGAAAACUUGUCAGGAACUGUCCUGAGCAGGAGCAAAUCCCCAGAGCAAACCUAUCCUGCACUUGACAGUUCUUGACAUGGACAGAGGUGUUCUGUGGUCAGACAGAGAGGAAAUUCUAAAAGAAAAGAACUUCCUGUGGAGCAUACAGCAGCUAAGUAUGGGAAGGGUUAAACAUUUUAAAUAGAAAUAAUUUACAAAUCUGUUUUAACCCCUUAAUGACCACAGAUGUAAAUGUACGUCCUGGUACGGAGGUACUUCGCGCACCAGGACGUACAUUUAUGUCCUGUACAUGACCGCGAGCAUUGGAGCGGUGCUCGCAUCAUGCACUGCCGGUAAUGGCGGACAUCAGCGAUCAUUAACCCCUCAGAUGCUGUGAUCAAUUCAGAUCACGCCAUCUGCGGCAAAGUGCAUAUUUAAAUUAUUGGAUCGCCUGCGGCACUGCCGCGGGGAUCCGAUCACCUGAAAUGGCAGCCGGAGGUCCCCUCACCUGCCUCCGGCCGUCUCCAGUGGUCUUCUGCUCUGGUCUGAGAGAGCAGACUAGAGCAGAAGAUCGCCGAUAACACUGAUUAGUGCUAUGCCCUUUGCAUAGCGCUGAACAGUAUUAGCAAUCAAAUUAUUGCUGUAGAUAGUCCCCUAUGGGGACAUAAAAAAUAAAAUUAAAAUAAUUUGAAAAAUCCCCUCCAUCAAUAAAAAUGUAAAUUGUCCUUUUUCCCAUUUUACCCUCAAAAGCGUAAAAAAAAUUAUUUUCAAAUUUACAAAUUAGUAUCACUGCAUGCGCAAAUGUCCUAACUAUCAAAAUAUAACAUAUUAAUGAUCCCAUACGGUUAAUGGCGUAAACCAAAUAGACCAAAAUUGCUGCUUUUUUGUCACAUUUUAUUAAAAAGAAAAUUUUUUAUAAAAUUAUUUCAAAGUUUUAAACUUUUAAUGGGCAAGGGGUUAAUUCACUUUUAUUAACUUUUUUUUAAAGCCCCAUAGGGGGUAAUCAUGCAUUCUUCAGAUUGCAUAUACUGAUCAUGCUAUGCCAUAGCAUAUCAUUGAUCAGUGUUACCAGGCUUGGAGUAGCAGAUCGCCAAACGGACGACGAAGAGGCAGGUGAGGACCCUCUCGUCGCCCCGUAAGCUGAUCAGGACAUCGCAAUUUUGGCGUGAUAGUCCCGAUCAGCUCCGCUGAGCAGCCAGGACAGUUUCACUUUAAUUUUAGAUGCUGUGAUUAACUUUGAUUGCGGCACCUAAAGGUUAAUGGCAGGCAUCGACCCGAUCGGCGGUGCCCUGCAUUAGCCGUGGGUCCUGGCUGCCCGUAGCAACCUGGACCCAUUGGGUUUAACCUGUUCUCCGCUGGGGAGAACUGUUUAAACUCCGUUAUUAGGACAAGGGCGCCCUUGGUCCUUAAGUACCAGGAUCUGAAUGCGUACCUGUACGCCUUGGUCCUGGACAGGUUAAUAUAAAAGAGUUAUCGAUUUUAGAAGGCGAGGAGGAAAAAACGAAAACGCAAAAAUAAAAUUGGCCUGGUCUUUAAAGGGGUACUCCACUGGAAAACUGUUUUUUUUAUUUUUUAAAUAACUGGCGCCAGAAAGUUAAAAAGAUUUGUAAAUUACUUCUAUUUAAAAAUCGUAUUCCUUCCAGUACUUAUCAGCUGCUAAAUGCUCCACAGAAAGUUCUUUUCUUUUUGAAUUUCCUUUCUGUCU